Molecule: messenger RNA, 4974 nt
Organism: Prorocentrum cordatum
Lineage: Eukaryota; Dinophyceae; Prorocentrales; Prorocentraceae
Source: the annotation of a GenBank genome assembly
AUGGCGAGUUCGACUACGCAGAAUGGGACGUAUCAGAUUUGGUCGUUGAAGGACAUCAGAAGCCAUGAGAGCUUCAGUGGCGGCCAGGAUGAGUUCGAGAGUUUUUUUUUCACCUUGGAGGCGGAGGUGACUGAGAUGGGGUGGAAGUCACUCUAUGACGCGGCGGUGGGCCACGCAGGUCCGAUAGCUGCAGAAGACAUCCAGAACGCGGAGACGCUGGAGCUGAGCAGGAACUUGAGCACGUUCCUGGCGAUGAAGAUGCGCGGGAAAGCGCUGACGAUGACUAAGUUGGCUGGUGCUGGCAAUGGGUUCGAGGCGCUGCGGCAGAUCUAUGCUGACUACCGCCCGAGUGGCGGCACUUCGGAGCACAGCCUGCUGACGCGAAGCUUCGCGGAGGUGCUGCACGACUGGGAUCACCUCGUCACUCAGCAUGAGCUGGCGAGUCAGGACACGAUCAGCGACAGGCUCAAGUGCGCGACCAUCUUGGGCUACGCGCCGCUGCCGAUCAGGAAGGUGCUCGACGGAGCUAGCCAGGAGGUCAGAGAGAACUAUGCGGUGAUGCGGACGAGGAUUCGCGAGCACUGCAUGGAGAGGAAUGCGAAGGCUUUCGUCCCCAGGCCGCCUGAGGUCACGGGAGGAGGAGGCCAGGCGCCGAUGCAGGUGGAUGCGGUCGGCCAGGUUGACGCGAUCGGGUUCGGCAAGCCGCGCUGCAACCUCUGCAAGAAGCUCGGCCACACUGCCGGCAAGUGCUGGUUCAAGGGCAAAGGUGGCGCCAAGGGCGACUCCAAGGGUGGCAAAGGUGAUGGCGGCAAGGGUGGACCGAAGGGCGGACGCGGUGGCAACGCGCCGUCGAUUGAUACGCAUAAGACAUGCCACUACUGCAAGAAGAAAGGCCACAUCAAGAUCAACUGCUUCAAGUUCAAGAAAGAUCAGGAGGACAGAAAGAAGGGCACUGUCAGCACUGUCGAGAAGGAGGCCGCCGAAGUCAAUGCGAUGGCCGUGCCCAGCGAAGACGACUCUGACGAGCGCGGCUUCUGCAUGGCGCUGGAGAGCGACUACGUCGACCACGACUCAGACGGGCACCAGGUGGACAUCGUCGACCACGACUCAGACGGGCACCAGGUGGACUACGUCGACCACGGGUCGAGCGGGCACCAGGUGGGCUGCGAGAGCUUCGGGGGCCAGCUGGAGGGCGAGUUCGCGCGCCACGCCUGCGACGACACGACCAUCAUGGCCAUCGGCGACGGGGCCAAGCUCAAGGCGUACGACGCUCACGAUUUUCUGAUGCUGGAUGGUGGCGCUGACGAGCACUGUGCACGACGAAGCUUUGCGAGACAUAGCGCAGUGGAGCCUACGUCGGCCAAGCUGAUCGCCGCCCAGAAGCAGAAGAUCUCUCUUGAUGGUGAGGCCAUGGUUCCCUUCACGACGGGGGGCCGAGUGGUUUGCAAGGCCAACUUCAAGGUCGGCCCUUUCGCUCGGAACCUACUCAGCACUGGCAGAGUCUAUGAUGCAGGUUUUGACGUGGUCCAAUCGCACAACGACGGGUGCUACGUCGGUUACCCCAAGCCUGACGGGAGGUAUGUCAAGAUCCCGAUGGUGCGGAGGAAGAACGCGUUCGGGGCCCCUGCCAGCGUGCACAAGGACCUCGAGGACGCCAAGGAGGUGGCCAAGGAGACCAAGCGGUUGCUAGGCCGCUACCCCGACCAGCAGUCGGGCAUCGUCGCCGCCAAAGAGGACGCGGUGAUGAAGGACGAGGGGGCCGUCCAGGCUGACGAAGCUGCAGCGCCUGUGCCUAUGGCAGAGGGUGCUGGGUCGGCUUCGUCGGGGCCUGGAGGUGGCGCCCCCACCGCAGCCCCACCGGCGGCAGCCAGUCCGCCUGGGGACCAGCCAGGGCCAGGGGCGGCCCCCCGCCCUGUGAGGGACCCUGAGGGAGCAGAGCUCGGGCCAGGUUCUCGAGUCGACCUGCUCCGACAGCGCUUGAAGGAGCUUGGGGCCGCGACCUACGGCACGAAGGAGCAGCUGUGGACGAGGCCCAAGCAUGCUGAGCUCAAGCACAAGCAGGACCUGGACUUCAAGAAGGCGGUCGAGGAGCGUUACCAACAGCAAGUGGACGGCCAGCCUGUGACAGAGGCCAAGGUCGCCGAGGCUCCCUACGCCCCAACGGAGGUUGAGAAGGAGCAACACGAGGACCCGCACACCAAGCAGCCCGUGUAUGGCAGCAAUGUCAGAGAGGAGCUGAGUUUCUUCGACUGGGCCUUCAACGGCACUAAGAACACGGACAAUCUCUGCGACGGGGCCGACAAGGGUCUCGGGACAUCUCUUGCGGCUGCAGACCGCAGCACUGGCCUACUCUACGGCAACGCGCUGGGGAGCAAGGCCGCAGACGAUCACACCGCGAAGCAGCUCAUGAGGUUCAUGAAGCAGCUCGCGUACCAGAAGCCAGAGCCCAGGUGCGACAGUGAGCCUGCGGUGAAGGCCCUCCAGGAUAAGGUCGCGACUGCGAGGAACGAGGAGAACCUGGAGACCAGAGCUUCGCAGGGUCGCACGCGGGACAGCAAGUCGACAGGCUUCAUCGAGACGCGGAUCCGCUGGUGGCGAGGCCGCUUCAAGGUCAAUUGGGUGCAGGUGGAGAUGAACUACGGUAUCAAGCUCACGCCGCACUCCCCGCUCUGGCCGUUCCUCGCCCACCACGCUGCGAACGUGGCUAACUGGCGCUCGCGAGGUGCCGACGGCGACGCGGCUCACUUCGCGGUCUACGGCGCGAACUACAUUGGAGCAGUGGUUCCCUUUGCUGAGGCGGCGAUGGCAAGGGUUCCAGUCAGCAAGACGGGCCAGCGACGUUCGAUGGGAGGUUUGGUUCCCAGGCUGACCAAGGCGGACACUGUCUGGGCCAAGGGGAUCUGGGCCGGCAAGACGACCAACAACGACGAGCACAUCAUCCUGACGAUCGUUGGCAAGGUGACUUGCAGGACCGCCCGCAGGUUGCCCAACGGGAAGCGCCACGACAGGGAGCUCCUCCUGAAGGUCUGCGGCGAGCCCUGGAAGGAGAAGAUCGCGCACAUGCCCCGGCCCCUCGUCAUGGACGGCGGCAGGGGCGAGGUCGCGCCGACGCCGCUGGAGGCCGCGGGCACGGAGGCCGAGGGGGCAGCUCCAGACGCCCCGACGCCUGCUGCCGCGAGUUCCUCGGGCACGGCAACCAGAGCGAGAUCCCAGAACAACGACGCCGUCCUGGGGUGGCACGAGGCCAAGAGGGGACGCCACGAGGACCCGAUCGUCGGGGCCAUCGAGGACAUCAGCGAGACGCUGGAUUACAAGGCGCUCCUGACGGCCAAGGAGCUCACGCACUGGGACAGCAGCGGCUCCCCCCAUGAGGAGGCGGCCGAGGCGCUCGACAAGGGCUUGAAGCUCUGCGAUGAGUUCGGCAUAUACUCAGUUCAUCCUCGAACGGCCGCCGACGGCAAGAAGAAGGUUGAUACCAAGUGGGAGAAGAAGGCCUGCCCGCAGUUCUACCGCAAGCCGAUGACGAGGCUGGGUCUGGAGCUGCACAUGGACGACUUCUACUGCACGGGCCGCAAGAGCGAGGUCGAGAGCUGCCUUCCGAUGAUCAGGGCCAAGUUGAAGUUGAAAGACAGCGACGUCGUCACCGAGGGCCGCUUUGAGUACCUCAAGCGGACGAGGAUCAAGACGGACGAGGGCAUCUUCGCGCAGCCGCACGAGAAGCACGCUCUCAACAUCAUCACGGAGCUAGGGCUGAAGGGCGCGAAUCCAGUCAAGACCCCCGACUUGGGAUCGGAAGAGGUAUUGGAGCACUCCCCGCCACUCGUCGACAAGCAGAUCGCGAGGCACUGUUCGCGCGUGGGGAGUGGCCUCUACCUGGCGCAAGGUCGCACCGACAUCCAGCGGGCCGUGGGGAUGCUGGCAUCUGAUCUGGCAGCACCGACGGUUGACAUGAGGAUCUACAAGAAGGGCGCGGUCCACCUGAGGAGUUUCUCCGACAGCGACCACGGAGGCAAGGAGGCGAAGCGCAAGAGCACGACCUGCGGGGUUCUGUACGCUGAUGGCGCGGCGUUGGCGACGCUGGUGAGGAGGCAGGAUCUGAUUGCAGUGAGUUCUGGAGAGAGCGAGUUCUACGCGCUGAGCACUGUGGCCAUGGACGGCAAAAUGCUCAGGGAUCUGCUCACAUGGUUCGGGUUUCGUGUUGAGUGGACCUUGGAGACGGACUCUUCAGCAGCUCGCGCGAUGUCCUUGAGGCAGGGCGUCGGGAAGGUCCGCCACCUGGACACGCGAGCACUCUGGGCCCAGCAGGCCACGCGCAUGCGCGGGCUGAAGGUGCUGAAGUGCAAGGGGGGCGAGAAUCCCAGUGACAUUGGGACGAAGCCACACACGUCCGAGGCUCAUGAGCAGCUCUGCAAGCAAGUGGGGCCACGCCGACUCAAUGGAGACUUGGGAGUUGUUCGCGAGGUCAAGGUGAACGUUGUGAUCGAGAAGUUGGGACGGACAGCUCGUGGCACGCAGUGCGGCGGGAGGAUUGCGAGCAGCCCGAGCCUCAACACAGCGACCCUGGCCUUGUGCAUGGCCCUGCAAGCCCAACGAGGAGAAGGAGUUCAAGAUGGAGGCGGUGCUGGAGGCACCGACGAUGACAACCGCGACUUCAUGAUCGCGCCCGUGAUGCUGCUGCUCAGCUGGGCGCUCACCUUUGCGCUGGGCUUCCUGACGGCAAUCUGGGCGCUGCGGGGGCGCAUUGCCCCUUCGCCACAGGCGCCCAGGGCGAGCUCCUCAUCAGGAGGAGAGCGCGACCCAGAGGUCAUGACGAAGAUGAUGAUGAACGGAAGCUGGGUGUUCCACCUGCCGGAGACCGACAGGGCGGCGCACCAGAGCAGGCGCUGCCGAGCUCUCGAGGGAGUUCUCUACGUGGAGCGGCGCCUGGCGGCGCGCCGCAGGUGCGAGGUGUGCUUCGCAAAGAAGCAUGAGUGA